Microcebus murinus (gray mouse lemur) is the source of this 1380-nucleotide messenger RNA. Lineage: Eukaryota; Metazoa; Chordata; Mammalia; Primates; Cheirogaleidae. The record is from RefSeq and is a predicted model, not a curated record.
GUAAAUACUUCCCCAACAUUGAGUUCCCAUUAUGCUGAGCUCUAAACUACCUGGUUUUGUUUCUGUUUUAUUUUUAGGCAACCAAAAGAAUAUGGGAUGGCAGUAAUUAGAAAAAAAAAUGCAGUUUGGAAUGGGAAAUUGAAACAUAGAUACAGCAAAGUGCAGAGGGAAGUUAGAGGGUUUUGGCAGAAGAGACUUGGGAAUGAACAUGGGAGCUGAAGGAAAGAAGCCUAUGUGAGCUGGUGCCCUGGUGCUGGCUCAGAGAGUGUGAGGCAGCAACACCAGGUCCCAGAAACGGACCAGCUUUGGAUGCACCUCAGUCACCUCUGCCAAAGUGGCCGUGAAUGGCGUUCACCUGCGUUACCAGCAGACAGGAGAGGGAGAGCAUGCGGUCCUGCUACUUCCUGGGAUGUUGGGUCUGGACAUUUUUUAAUAGCUCUUACGUGCUGUAUCAUCUAUGAUGCAUUCAAAAUACUAGGAAGUGGAGAGACUGAUUUUGGACCCCAGCUCCAAAGCCUGAGUAAGAAGCUCUUCACAGUGGUCGCCUGGGAUCCCCGAGGAUAUGGACAUUCCAGACCCCCAGAUCGAGAUUUCCCAGUGGACUUUUUUGAAAGGGAUGCAAAAGAUGCUGUUGAUUUGAUGAAGACACUGAAGUUUAAGAAGGUCUCUCUGCUGGGGUGGAGUGAUGGCGGCAUAACCGCACUCAUUGCUGCUGCAAAAUAUCCCGCUUACAUCCACAAGAUGGUGAUCUGGGGCGCCAACGCCUACGUCACUGCUGAGGACAGCGUGAUUUAUGAGGGCAUCCGAGAUGUUUCUAAAUGGAGUGAGAGAACAAGAAAGCCUCUAGAAGCCCUAUAUGGGUAUGACUACUUUGCCAGAACCUGUGAGAAGUGGGUGGAUGGCAUAGGACAGUUUAAACAUCAACCAGAUGGUAAUAUCUGCCGGCACUUGCUGCCCCUGGUCCAGUGCCCCACCUUGAUUGUGCACGGGGAGAAGGAUCCUCUGGUCCCACGAUUUCAUGCCGACUUCAUACAUGAGCACGUGAAAGGGUCGCGGUUGCAUCUGAUGCCAGAAGGCAAACACAACCUGCAUUUGCGUUUUGCAAGUGAAUUCAACAAGUUAGCUGAAGACUUCCUACAAUGAAUAUGUCCCUGAGAACAUUUGAUUCUUGGUGGCUCUUUACUUGGGCUUUGAUCAUGUAGCUGCCAGUUAUUCAGAAGCCUUUGAAACCCCCCACUGAGUCACACAACAGGUCUCCCACCUUCUCAGGCUUCCUAUCCCUCUCUUCAAUAUGACUUAAUCAAACAGGAAUAAUGACACCUUGAAAAUAGCCUUUAUUUUCAAUAGCUACAAAAAUUAAAUCUGAUUUUUUAACAUUUA